Molecule: messenger RNA, 1978 nt
Organism: Choloepus didactylus (southern two-toed sloth)
Lineage: Eukaryota; Metazoa; Chordata; Mammalia; Pilosa; Megalonychidae
Gene: ARPC5
Product: actin related protein 2/3 complex subunit 5
Exons: 4
Coding region: 214-669 (151 amino acids)
Biological process (GO): regulation of actin filament polymerization; cell migration; Arp2/3 complex-mediated actin nucleation
Cellular component (GO): actin cytoskeleton; Arp2/3 protein complex; cytoplasm
Molecular function (GO): actin filament binding
Source: RefSeq, a predicted model, not a curated record
GGGGCGGCGUAGGAGGCUUGAGAAGAGCUUGAACCUGAAGAGGAAGGAGCGGGCCCUCGCGCAGGCUCAGAACCGCCUGAGCCGCGGCUGCCGGCGACGCCCCAGAGCGGAAGAGGGAAGUGAAGGCGCCAGGCUGAGGGUUCCUGCUGAGUUGGGGUUGCUGAGGUAGCGGUCGUAAUAAGAGGAGGCCUUUGCCAUCGGUCCGGAUCAGGGAUGUCGAAGAAUACGGUGUCGUCAGCCCGGUUCCGGAAGGUGGACGUGGAUGAGUACGACGAGAACAAGUUCGUGGACGAGGAAGACGGAGGCGACGGCCAGGCCGGGCCUGAUGAGGGCGAGGUGGACUCCUGCCUGCGGCAAGGAAACAUGACAGCUGCUCUACAAGCAGCUCUGAAAAAUCCUCCUAUCAACACCAAGAGUCAGGCGGUGAAGGAUCGGGCAGGCAGCAUUGUCCUGAAGGUGCUUAUCUCUUUUAAAGCUAACGAUAUUGAGAAGGCAGUUCAAUCUCUGGACAAGAGUAGUGUGGAUCUCCUAAUGAAGUAUAUUUAUAAAGGCUUUGAAAGCCCCUCUGACAAUAGCAGUGCUGUGUUACUGCAAUGGCAUGAAAAGGCCCUUGCAGCUGGAGGAGUAGGGUCCAUCGUUCGAGUCUUGACUGCAAGGAAAACAGUGUAGUCCAGCAGGAACUGGAUAUCUGCCAUGGGAAUGGGAGUUGCUGGUACAAAGACCAAAACAACCAAAUGCUACCGCUGCCUUUUGAGUAGCAUCUGUUUUUCUCAGCUUUGCCUUCUUGCUUCCUUUUUCAUAUCUGUAAAAAAGAAAAUUAUAUAUCAGCUUUUCUUUUAAUGAAAAUUGGGAUAAUAGAGAGGAAAUUUUGUUUCAACAGGAGUAUUUCAUGCUCUCAAAAGCUAUUUCAGUGAUGUGAAUACCAGUCUGUAAAUAGUGUAGUUUACAGUCAGGUUUAAUUGUGCAAUUUUUAAUCCCUAUUGGCUGGGUUUUGUUUUGUUUUGUUUUGACUAAUACUGAGAGAUACGUUAAAAAUUUGAGGCCAGUUUCCUAACUCAUUGCUAGCCAAGCAGUGAUCUGUAUAAAAAAAUAUGUUUGAGAGACUGGCAGCUAUUAACAUUGCAAAACUGGACCAUACUUCCCCUAUUUAAGCAAAUGUGUUUCUGGAACUUGUGGUGGAUGAACACCACUACAAAGUUACAGCUUUGUUUCUGCUAGCCUCCAGAUUAUCUAUGCUGUGAGUUUUUAAGUAUGCUUUCUUCCUUUCAACAUCCAGUAAUCAUGGCUUCUCAAUUUCUUUGUGGUUACCCAGGGUCCAGAGCAAGGAGUCUUGCUCUAUAUAAAUGUAUCUAUAAAAUAUCAGAGCCUGUUUGGCAUGAGCAUAAAACUUUUGUCCCCAAAAUCUAAUAAUAUGGCCCUAUUUGGGGAAACUGUAAUCCAAAUCAGAAAGGAUAUGGACACUGUGAUGUAGUUCAUUCCCUGGGCAGUCUCUGAAUGAAAUGCUAUUUUCUAUAGAAAUACAGAAGCUGCCUUAGACAUUAUGAGAUGUGCAAUUAGUAUUUAAUAUGCCCUAUAAAUGUCUUCAGUAUUCUUCAGGGUAAUUGGGUUCUCAAAAGAUUUGGUUCAGAUCCAAACAAAUAUACAUUCCAUAUUUUAUCUCAGUGAUUUUUAAAAAAGAAAAUGCCACACAGCAAAAAGUGUUUACUUUGUUGGACAAACCAAAUCAGUUCUUAAGAAAAUGACUGGUGCUUAUAAAAAGCUAUUCUUCAGUAGCUCCAAAACAAAUACCCAAAAGCAUUUGACCAGAAGGGAAAUCAGCCUGUGUUUAGUAUUUACAUUGGAUACCAGUUUCAUAAUCAUUGACUUAUGUGAAAACUGGUACAGAAAUUGUAUACUCUUUGCUGUUUUUGAUAACUGCUGUUUUGUUUUGUAAAAAUGAUAAAGUUCAGAAAAUAAAAUGUCAGUGUUGAAUAUUUUA